UUAAACAAGAAGAAGAAGAGGAAGAGGAGGUCCUGUGACGUCAUCAAACUGUUUCUCCGGCAGCAUCAUGAGGCGCUGGGUCCGGACCGGGGCCGCUCUGGUGCUGGGAGCGGGACUCGGAGCCUGGGUCAGCCGUGUGAAUAGCUUCAGAGCCGGGGAGCAGGAGCCGCAGGGGGCCGGGGGGCUCCUGGGGAGGGUCCCGGUCAUCCCGGUCAUCCCGGGGGUGGAAGCCUCCGAGCUCACGGUGAGUCCAGGUGUGUUGGGGGGGGCGGCAGUGAUGAAGUACGGCUUUCCCUCGUUAGCCAACAUCAAGACCCGGGAGUCCUACGUCACCUCGUACGACCCCCGCACACGCACUGCAUCCUGGGUAAUCGAGAGGCUUAACCCCGCCUCCCUGAGCGGACCGUCAGACAGGAAGUCCUGCAACUUCAAGGAAGACGACAGGUCGACCAACGCUGACUACAGGGGGAGUGGCUUUGACAGAGGUCACCUGGCUGCUGCAGCCAAUCACAAGUGGAGCCAGAAGGCCAUGCAGGACACCUUCUACCUGAGCAACGUGGCCCCACAGAACCCUCACCUGAACCAGAACACCUGGAACAACCUGGAAAUGUUGUGCCGCUCUCUGACCAAACACUACCUGAACGUCUACGUGUGCACUGGCCCCCUGUACCUGCCCAGGCAGGAGGCUGAUGGGAAGCUGUACGUACAAUAUCAGGUUUUAGGGAGUAACCACGUUGCCGUGCCGACGCACUUCUUCAAGGUGCUGAUCCUGGAACAGUUGGAUGGCAGGGGGGUGGAGCUUCGGUCGUACGUCUUACCAAACGAACCAAUCGAUGAGAAGGUCCCUCUGGAGCGCUUCCUGGUUCCCAUAGAAACCAUUGAGAGGGCGGCGGGGCUGCAGUUCGUCCCCAACAUCAUGAAGAGGACGAGCCGCCUGCAGGCCAUCACUGCACGCUGAACACCCACAAUGCACUGCACGCUGAACACCCACAAUGCACUGCAGGAUGGAUACUGAUGAGAAUCAAUAAUCUGUGUUUGUGUGUUUCUGUAAAUAAAUACCUUAUCCCCA
Molecule: messenger RNA, 1069 nt
Organism: Eleginops maclovinus (Patagonian blennie)
Lineage: Eukaryota; Metazoa; Chordata; Actinopteri; Perciformes; Eleginopidae
Gene: endog
Product: endonuclease G
Exons: 6
Coding region: 68-958 (296 amino acids)
Biological process (GO): apoptotic DNA fragmentation
Cellular component (GO): mitochondrial inner membrane; nucleus
Molecular function (GO): metal ion binding; nucleic acid binding; single-stranded DNA endonuclease activity
Source: RefSeq, a predicted model, not a curated record